Messenger RNA from Brugia pahangi, 270 nucleotides. NCBI's taxonomy places the organism in Eukaryota, Metazoa, Nematoda, Chromadorea, Rhabditida, Onchocercidae. The record is from the annotation of a GenBank genome assembly.
AUGAUGUCACAGUGUCAUCAAACAAUUGCUAAUAGUUUUGACAACAAAAAAAAAAAAAAAUAUUGUGACAUCGAGAAUUGUGACAGUGAGAAAAUCGAGAAUUGUGACAGUGAGAAAAUCGAGAAUUGUGACAGUGAGAAGGUCGAGAAUUGUGACAUCGAGAAUUGUGACAGUGAGAAAAUCGAGAAUUGUGACAGUGAGAAAGUCGAGAAUUGUGACAGUGAGAAAGUCGAGAAUUGUGACAUCGAGAAUUGUGACAGAGAAUUGUGA